AUGAGUUACUGCCUCACGGGGGAACAGGCAGCGUUUCUGAUUGUUUCAAAAGGCGUUCCGCGAAGGCCACGCGUCGACGAUAGCUGCCCUCCGCUGAGAAUCGCCUCGUUCCUCCCGGUCGCCGUUACAGAUAGCGAGUGUUCGGUUACCGUUCAAGAACGUACUCCUGACACGGCCGUGUUGAUGUUCACCGAUCGUUGCUCGGUCAUCCUGUCCUGUCUUGCAGACACAUGCUUCGUGCAGUUGAUUGUUGAAGUCUACCACGGCGUUGUUUCCGGUCUCCAUUUCCCGCCUGCGAAAUUUAUUGGGCGUAAUUCGGGCAGGCCGUCAGUGGACGAAGCUGACUUUGUUUCUGAGAGACACAACAAAUGGGGUCUCCUAAUUGGCUGCGUCGAAAGGCUCGGUGAUAGACGGGCGCCAACAGAGCUCUACUUUCCGAUGGUCAUAAAUUUGCUAAGGCAACAAAUCUACACGCGUUUGACCGCCGGCGAUUAA
Soboliphyme baturini is the source of this 495-nucleotide messenger RNA. NCBI's taxonomy places the organism in Eukaryota, Metazoa, Nematoda, Enoplea, Dioctophymatida, Soboliphymatidae. The record is from the annotation of a GenBank genome assembly.